Molecule: messenger RNA, 836 nt
Organism: Nicotiana tabacum (common tobacco)
Lineage: Eukaryota; Viridiplantae; Streptophyta; Magnoliopsida; Solanales; Solanaceae
Source: RefSeq, a predicted model, not a curated record
CUCUUCUUCUCCAAAGAGCUCAAAGCCCCUCCCAUGGAUGCCCCUCUCCCGUUCCCUACAUCCUCACGCCACACACACAACCACGUCGACAACACACACACACAACCAUGGCGACGUAACACACACACACACCCGCUACCCGUGUUUCUUCUUCUUCAAGAUCGCGAUGGUUUCUUCUUCUUCAAGUUCAUGUCGCUUGUAGUUUCUUCUUCCUCGACACAUGCUGCCCGCCAUGACUGCGUCUACAGCUCUUCAAAAUGAUCAAAAGAUCUCAUCAUUACUGUCCGCCAUGGCUGCGACUCCAAGCUCUUCAAACGAGCACGAGAUCCCGUCGUAUUGUUGCCCGUUGUUUCUUCUUCUUCGCUCGUCGCUACUGCUGCUUCUCCUUCUUCAUCCGGCGAGUUGCUCCAGCCAUGGCUGCUGCCACGCUGCCAUGGACAACCACCAAACGACACCUGAACAAGACGACCAUCUAGCUUCGGACUGCUGCUGCGUUCUUCACUGUCCAUUUGCUGCUGCCCGCGCUCCUUAUCCUCCAAGAUCACGUUGGAUUCUUCUUCUCCAAGAUCAUGUCAUUGUUGCUGUUGCGUUUCUUCAUUGUUCGCACUGCUGCCAUGCUUCCUUCUCCGUCCUUUUCCAAACAAACAAACUACUUUCCGUUCGAGUUCAUCGUCGCUUCGAUCCGGUACACUACUCUGAAUCAUUUCAACAUAUGUAUUGAAGAUGAAAUGAAAUGACCGGAAGAUUUAAGUUUUUUUUUAAUUAUAGAAUAUUCGCAUUUUAGUUAAAUAUUCAUUAUGUGUCUCAUGUUAUGUAAAUGGUAGAAGUAUUUAUUA